This is a messenger RNA of Truncatella angustata, 1351 nucleotides long. RefSeq lists its product as uncharacterized. The transcript has 2 exons. The record is from RefSeq and is a predicted model, not a curated record. NCBI's taxonomy places the organism in Eukaryota, Fungi, Ascomycota, Sordariomycetes, Amphisphaeriales, Sporocadaceae. Bases 92 to 1051 code for a protein of 319 amino acids.
AAGGAAUCAUAUUCUCUCUCCUCAAGCAACAUAACAUAAGCUUCUCCCUCCCUUAAAAAAACAAUCGGUACUCUAUUUUAAUCCCUCCAAGAUGGUCAAAGUCUUCGUCGCUGGUGCUACGGGUAAACAAGGUGGUGCAGCCACUCGCUCCCUUCUUGCUCAGGGUCAUGAGGUUCAUGCUUAUGUUCGUGACAUUACUUCAUCCAAUGCGCGGACAUUGGAACAGGCCGGGGCCAAGCUUUUCGCAGGUGACUGGGACACUCUUCCAUCGCUGAAGACCGCUAUGAAAGGAUGUGACGCCGUCUUCUUUCCCCCUGUGAUAUCCUGGACCGAUCUCAAAGCCGAGGAACGAUGGAACGCCAACAUUCUGGGAGCUGCGGAGGACAGUGGCACGGUUAAGCACGUGGUUUACAGCACAGUCAGUAUUCUCGCCGUCUUCGAUCAAAUCCAAAAGAUUGAGGGCUGGGACGAAAUCCCUAUGACCGCACAUUUUUUCAACUCUAAAGUUGCCGGAGAAUCAGCUGUCAGGAAGUGGGCGCAGGCGGAUGAAUCUCUGGUAUAUUCGAUCCUGCGCCCCAGCGGUUUCAUGACCAAUUAUGUCACACCGUGGGCAUCGCUCCUGGUUCCUGACCUGAUCAAACAGGGAGUCUGGCACACAUCACUCCCGACAGAAUUCCCUUUGGGACUAAUCGAUCCUGAGGACAUUGGGCGUGUCGUCGCUCAGGUAAUUGAGAACCCUAGUUCAUGGAAAGGGAGCGAGGUUGAAGUCAAUGCCGAAAACCUCUCCGUGGGGACAUUGGUCGAAUACCUGAGUGAGGCGAGUGGAAGGUCGCUGAAGGCCCAAAACUAUACCAAAGAAGAAGUAGAGAAGCUUGCAAAAGUGCAUCCAGUCGUCAACUUUGAACAAUUGAGGCUCAAGGUGACGCCAAAGGAAGGGUUCAACGUAACCGACUGGAAAGUUGCUUUUCGCUUCAAUACGUUUAAGCAAUUCUUGGAAGACAACCGAGACUUGGUCGCCGAGACCUAUAAGAACGUGCAUGAGCAAGCUUAAGAGUCCGUCUCUGGAUACAGCUUAUCACCCAAAUAAAAGUACGGGAUUGGUCCAUAUAUUUUCGGCACAAAUUGGUAAAUGACAAAAAACUGGACAUUGAGAAGCCUCAUACAAAUUGGCACAUAGCUUCAAGUUAAGAAAUGAUGUAACACGUUAAAUAUUAGAACUACUACAGCAGUGAGGGUUCAAAGGAGUGGCAAAACUGUAAUGACGACGACCAUCUUGGACGAGACUGGGGGUCUUUUGCAUGCCGCUAUCUAGUCCGCAACUAAACUUUUCUAAAACCUUGCACCUCUGCAU